Alternaria metachromatica is the source of this 822-nucleotide messenger RNA. RefSeq lists its product as uncharacterized. The coding region runs from base 1 to 822 and encodes 273 amino acids. Gene Ontology annotation, molecular function: oxidoreductase activity, acting on NAD(P)H. The record is from RefSeq and is a predicted model, not a curated record. NCBI's taxonomy places the organism in Eukaryota, Fungi, Ascomycota, Dothideomycetes, Pleosporales, Pleosporaceae. The transcript has a single exon.
AUGGAGCAGGCUGUUGGUGUGAGCCUCGUAGCUCUCACGGCCGCGCAAGCGAUAUGGUACCGGCUGGGGCUGCAAGCUCCGUUUGCUUACGAUCGCGACCAAGUCUUUCAAGAGCACCCAGACUGGAGGGUCACACACAACGAAGCAGAUGGACCUGAUAUAACCAACGUUCUCAUCUACGGCGCAUCAACAUCAGUGGCACUAUAUGCCGCGCAUAUGGUAAGACUCAGCGCUGAUUCCAGCGGCAAAGCUAUCAGAUUGUACGGCGUCGCUAGUGAAGCUCGAUGGGAGUCUCUCAAAACGAAGCCCUACGGGUAUAAUGCUCCCGUGGAAUAUCGAGACCUCCGUUGGUCAGGGCGGAUCAGAGAGCUCACAGGAGGUGUUGGCAUUCAUUAUGCAUUCGAUUGCAUCUCUGAGGGUACCUCCGUCGAGCGCAUAUGUUCGACCCCCGCACGCAACGGAAAGGUAGCCAUUGCCCGAUCUCGCGAAGGCAGAGCUUGGAAGGCGCCCAACAUUUCGGUUAAGCCAAGUUACGGCGCAGUGUGGGAGGGUUUGGGCGAAGAGGUCGAAUACCACGGCUUCACUGUGCGACGAUCGCCAACUGCGCGUGGGUUCGCGGUGGCGUUUUACGCAUGGCUCAACGGUCGUAUGGACUCCGCGUUGAGUCCAGCUCCGAUCAGAUUGAUGCCGGGUGGUCUAGAAAGCGUGGUUCAGGAUGACUUCCAGUUGCUUGUUGCGGGUGGUAUGGAGGAAAGACGUGCCAUCCGCACUGAACCGUGGAUGCGACCUGUCAGCGCUGAGAAGCUUGUCUACGGUAUCUAA